AUAAAAAAAAGAGGAAAUAAAGAAUAGGAAAGAAUAAGAAGAUAAAGAAGAGGACACGACAUCUCCCAGUUACUUACAGUCCUCGCCGUCGCCUUUGACACCGUCCCAAUGCACGAUAUUAUCAAGAUGUGCAGCUUCGAGGGCACCAAGUCGACCAAGGGCGCCUCCAAGAUGCGGCGCGACCUUCUCAACUCGGAGAUCAGUCAGCUGCGCGACCUCCUGCCGCUGCCGGCGUCCACGCGCCAGAGGCUGUCGCAGCUGCAGCUCAUGGCCCUCGUCUGCGUCUACGUCAGGAAGAGCAACUACUUCCAGCAAGAUUUCUCGCUCUUCUCUCCCUCAGCCAUGAAGCACACGCCCGCAAGCCGAGCGGAGGCGCCCAAUCUGGAGUUCCUGAAGGCUCUCAGCGGCUUCCUCAUGAUGCUGACUCAGGGAGGGAAGCUGCUCUACAUCUCCGACAACGCCGCUGAGUAUCUCGGACACUCCAUGGAGGACCUCCUGAUCCACGGCGACAGCGUCUACGACAUCAUAGACAAGCAGGACCACGCGGCGGUGCAGGCGGAGCUCGUCAGGGGGGCGCAGACCGCUGCCGCCGCCCACGAGGAGGACCGCCUCUUCCUCUGCAGGAUGAACGUGUCCAGGAACGCCCGCAGGCAGAUGAGGUUCGGGGACCAGAAGGUGGUGCUGGUCGCGGGCCACUACCUGUCGUACCUGCCGCUGUGCUCGAGGAACGAGCCCGUGUUCCUGGCCCACUGCACGCCCGUGGCCAUGCCCGAGACCCGCGAGAGCGUCGUCCAGGGCGCCACCAACGUCUUCACCUCCGUGCACACGCUCGACAUGAAGUUCAUCAACCUGGAUAAGAAGUGAG
Molecule: messenger RNA, 865 nt
Organism: Penaeus vannamei (Pacific white shrimp)
Lineage: Eukaryota; Metazoa; Arthropoda; Malacostraca; Decapoda; Penaeidae
Source: RefSeq, a predicted model, not a curated record